Molecule: messenger RNA, 1251 nt
Organism: Racocetra persica
Lineage: Eukaryota; Fungi; Glomeromycota; Glomeromycetes; Diversisporales; Gigasporaceae
Source: the annotation of a GenBank genome assembly
AUGGGUACAAUUGUUAAUGAUACCGAUUCAACAGAAAGUAAGAGCAAUAACCUCACGAAUAAUAAUAAUGACAAAUCAAGAGAAACUGAAGAUCUUUAUUCUGAUAAAAUUCGGGAUGGUCAGUGGUUUUGGAAUACGAAUACCGAGCAGAUUUUUUCACAGGAUCAAAUAGUAGCAGUUGGUCAUGCUUCAGCAAAAUCGGUUGUUCCACUUGAACUUUUACGAUAUAUAUAUUUACAACCUCACGAUCGGAUAUACGAUCCUAAAACACAUACUAUAUCCUAUUUGCAGACAAGAACUUAUUUGCCCGUAAAAUCUUUACCACCAAGAGAAAAAAAGAGGGUACUAGUUACAGGUGGUGCUGGCUUUGUUGGUUCACAUUUAGUAGAUCGACUAAUGUUAAUGGGUCAUGAAGUAAUUGUAAUCGAUAAUUUCUUCACUGGUUGUAAAAACAAUGUUGGCCAUUGGAUUGGACACCCAAACUUUGAACUUAUUCGUCAUGAUGUAGUUGAUCCUUUCUUAAUUGAAGUUGACCAAAUUUAUCAUUUGGCUUGUCCUGCUUCUCCUCCUCAUUAUCAAUAUAAUCCGAUCAAGACUGUAAAAACUAGUGUAAUGGGUACAAUUAAUAUGCUUGGUCUUGCUAAACGAGUCAAGGCUCAGGUCUAUGGUGACCCUGAAGAACAUCCUCAAGCUGAAACUUACUGGGGCAAUGUUAAUCCAAUUGGCCCAAGAGCAUGUUAUGAUGAAGGAAAAAGAGUUGCUGAAACAUUAACUUAUGCUUAUAUGAAUCAAGAUUGUGUUGAUGUUAGAGUCGCUCGUAUUUUUAACACUUUUGGUCCUCGUAUGAACGCAAAUGAUGGCCGUGUAGUGAGCAAUUUUAUCAUGCAAGCAUUAAAAGGUGAAGAUCUUACAAUAUAUGGUGAUGGUCUUCAAACUCGAUCGUUUCAAUAUGUACACGAUUUGGUGGAUGGUUUAAUUUUGUUGAUGAAUGCUGAUUAUAAAGAACCAAUUAAUCUGGGAAAUCCUGAUGAAUAUACGAUACGUGAAUUUGCAGAGUUGAUUAUAAGUGAGGUUAAUAGUUCAUGUAAGAUUAAAACUUUACCAGCUCCGAAGGAUGAUCCUAAAAAACGAAGACCAGAUAUUAAAAGAGCUGAACAAAUUCUUGGAUGGAAACCUAGAUGGCCUGUUAAGCAAGGUAUUGGAGAGACAGUUACAUAUUUUCAAAGGCAGUUAGAAGCAGGACUCAUGUGA